AUGGCGGCAUCAACGGCAACAAGUAUGGGAGGCGAUGCUUGCCCCAACUCCAGCGAGAAGACGUGCAUUUUGUGGCAAAAUGAAGACCAUACAGUCACGCUGCUCGAUGUCCCUUGCUCUAUAGAGCUUGCGCAACAAUUUGAACAUGGCGGCGAAAGAAAACUGUGGUCUUCGUCUCCGUUGGAACAGCCGUAUCCAUCCCUUGAGCCAAAGUCCGAGAAAGCGCUUACUGCCCUGAAGUCCCAGAAAGCGAUUGAGGCCCUGAAGAACCCAGAUACAGAUAUCAACGACCUGAUACUUCACCGGGUUCUCGCCUUGGCUCUAGAAGAAGCAGAAGAGGCGAUAGGGGAUAAUGGUGACAGCCCGCAAGCCUGGUGUCUACCCCGUUCAUGUUAUGAUGAAAAGCAGUCCAGUUUGCAAGAUGACUGGCCGGAGAAACGCCAUCAUAUAAAACAUAAAGCGGGAGAAGCAAGCAAUAUUGCCUCAUCCCCACCGCCGCCAUCGUCCGUGCCUAGCUACCAGUACGGCAACAGCCAAGGAGGUGUUACUGAUUCUUUACCAUUGUCUCCUUUUCCAUUGUUCCAAAACACUAUGGGCCGUACAGUUACUAUCUCUCUCCCAGGCAGCAAUAUCCCUGCCAUAUUUCCUGUAAACAGCACACACAUCCCGGGCGAAAUCAUUUUUACCCUCCCCAUCUUCAUUCAAAAGGCGCCCCGAUUUCCUCUCAUUAUUCUUGAUCCCCCUUGGCCCAACCGUUCCGCACGUCGCGCCGGGCAUUACCACAUAGCCUAUGGAUUAUCAGAGAUUGGCACUUUGUUAUCCGGUAUUCCCAUCAGAAGCAAACUUGAGAAAAACGGCUUGGUUGGAGUGUGGAUUACGAAUAAAGAGAUAUUUCGAGGCUUGCUGCUAGGAAAAGAUGGAGAAAGGGGAUUAUUUGGGGAAUGGGGCAUCGAGCUUGUGGAGGAAUGGGUGUGGCUAAAAAUCACAGGGAACGGAGAGCCGAUGUCACCAAUUGAUGGAACGUGGAGGAAGCCAUUUGAGAUUCUGCUCGUUGGGCGAAGAAUUCCCAGAGAGGAGAUAAAUAUCGACCCGUGCGAGGUUGGUUCAAAAACCGAGUUUGGCGAAGUCUCCGAUGAGAGAAAGGGAAGGGAACAGGUUGGGAAAUCAGGAGAGCAGCCCGUCGUUCAGCCCACGCCAGUCAAACGCCGAGUCAUAAUCGCCGUGCCCGACAUGCAUUCACGGAAGCCAAAUCUCAUGGCUCUCUUUGCACCACUGCUUCCAUCUUCCCUGGUUCCACCGCACUGCCUGGAGAUUUUUGCACGCAACCUUACGGCACAUAGCUGGGCGUGGGGCAAUGAAGUACUGGAGUUUCAGCGCUUAGAGCAUUGGACUGAAUGUGCCGAUACUAGUAAGGAGGCCGGGAAUAUAGAAAAACAUGUGGCACCGGUUUGA
This is a messenger RNA of Pseudogymnoascus destructans, 1452 nucleotides long. RefSeq lists its product as uncharacterized. Bases 1 to 1452 code for a protein of 483 amino acids. The transcript has a single exon. Gene Ontology annotation, cellular component: nucleus; RNA N6-methyladenosine methyltransferase complex. NCBI's taxonomy places the organism in Eukaryota, Fungi, Ascomycota, Leotiomycetes, Thelebolales, Thelebolaceae. Gene Ontology annotation, molecular function: methyltransferase activity. The record is from RefSeq and is a predicted model, not a curated record.